Cryptotermes secundus is the source of this 3676-nucleotide messenger RNA. RefSeq names its product serine/threonine-protein kinase Nek8. Bases 362 to 3547 code for a protein of 1061 amino acids. NCBI's taxonomy places the organism in Eukaryota, Metazoa, Arthropoda, Insecta, Blattodea, Kalotermitidae. The transcript is spliced from 23 exons. The record is from RefSeq and is a predicted model, not a curated record. Gene Ontology annotation, molecular function: ATP binding; protein kinase activity; nucleic acid binding. Gene Ontology annotation, biological process: protein phosphorylation.
GGGUUAUUCCCAUGAUGCCUAAAGUCCGAAUUGAUCGGAAACAGCAUCUGACCAACCCCUGACUUGAGCGGACUUGAGCGUAGCGGAAGCAGUGCGUGCUAUCUUUCACCAUGGCAAAGUAAUGGUAGUGUAGGGGUCGUAGGGGUGUAGGGCUUUCCGCGGUGAAAUCAAUAACGAGCGAUAGCGAACAUUUGAAGUUAGAUAAUAUAUUUUCGUUUUUGAAUAUCACGGUCAUCACGGUUAAUACUCGAGAGCAGCAUUAAAAUAGCUUGGUUUGCGAUAUAUAUUUUUUAUUGUGGAAUAUUGAACACUAGCACUUUGACGGUCACAAGAGUGAAAGAGUGCAAUUUCAACAGAAAAUAUGUUUAAUGCAUCUCCUGAUCCACUGAGACUAAUUGUGGCAUCUAGUCGAGCUCCAUGUUUACCUGUUGUUCUGGAGACAGUUCACAGUAAUGUGAAAGUUGUGCAGUAUAAGUAUGAAACUAGCACCCUGGAUGACAUUCUUGCUGAGAUCAGCAACUCACUGGGCAGAUUCAAAGCAGAGACCAUUGCGCUAUUGAUGCAUUGUUCAGAGACUGAAAUCUUUAUUUGCUUCACAGGGGGGAAGGUUCUGAGUCUGGAGAGUGUUAAGAUAGAUGUGAGCAUUCGAGAAUUUCUCAGCCACCUUGUGGGACGCAACAUGAAACUGUCUGCUCCAAACCGUCGUCUGGAUUUCUUGAAUGCUUCUCCAUCUCUGCAUGUGAAUGGUGGUCUUAUGGCACAUCAGUUGGAAAUGUUGCUAAAUCUUCCUGUGGGGAUGUCUAAGGAUCUGUUUGGAGCCAAUGUACGGUUGACUAGGAUGAGAUCUGAUGCAGUCCCUCUUCUUACAGUUGGUGAACUCUAUUUUAAUGUUAAGAAACUACAAGACAAGCUUCAUACGGAGAACACUGAUGCAGGUGAACGAAGGUUGGAAGGAUACGAGAAGAUUCGUACAGUAGGGAAAGGAGCAUUUGGUACUGCUGUUCUGUAUCAUAAAGUUGCUGAUGACACAUUAGUUGUUAUCAAAGAGGUAAACAUGAUUGACCUCACAGCAUCUGAGCGACAGAUGGCGCUUAAUGAAGUUCAAGUUUUAUCAAGUUUGGACCACCCAAACAUCAUCAGUUACUUUGGUAGCUUUGAACGUGAUGGAGUACUCAUGAUAGAGAUGGAGUAUGCAGAUGGUGGCACAAUGGCACAGAUGUUGUCACAAAGGGCAAGAAGACUUGAUGAACGUGAGAUACUCGUGUUGUUUCGACAGAUUGUGGCUGCCAUACAGUACAUGCAUGAUCAUAAUAUUUUACAUAGGGACCUGAAGACAGCAAAUGUAUUUCUAAACAAAGACAACAGCAUAAAAGUUGGGGAUUUUGGAAUUUCCAAGAUGAUGACAACUCGUGCCCAAGCCCAAACAGUGCUAGGUACGCCAUACUACAUCAGUCCAGAGAUGUGUGAGGGCAAGCAGUAUGACCAGAAAUCAGACAUAUGGGCCCUGGGUUGCAUUUUAUAUGAAAUGGCAUGUCUACAGAAAACCUUCGAAGGCUCUAACUUACCAGCACUUGUGAACAAGAUAAUGAAGGGCCAUUUUCAGCCAGUACCUGGUGGCUACUCUCCAGGCUUCCGGCAGCUGAUCCAUGAUCUGCUGCAGAAGGAUCCAGUAUUCAGACCAACAGCAGCAGAGAUACUUGACUGCCGGUUACCCAAGCUGCUGGACUCACUGAGGGAAGAAGGAGGACACUGGUUCCUGGACCAUGAUGGUUCCUUGCCCAAUUUAAAGGCCUCCUGCAAUAGGAAUUCCAAAGUAAAAAGAUCUGUAUUGUAUGAUCUGAAGUCAUAUGAAUCAGCUGUUGCACUGACACCCAUCCAGUUGCCACCACGCAGUAAAGUGAUGGAGAUUGCUGUCAGCAACACACACAUCAUCGCUGUAACCACAGAGAUGUUGGUGUACAGUUGGGGUGAGGGGAAGAAAGGUCAGUUGGGACAUGGUGAUACAGAACCAUGGCGACAGCACCCUGAAAUUGUGGAGUCCCUAAAGGGGAAGAGCAUCAACAGAGUUGGUGCUGGAGAUGGCUACAGUGUAUUUGUCAGUGACUCAGGAAUGAUGAUGACAUGUGGUGAUGGCACAUUUGGCUGCCUUGGUCAUGGUGACUGGAACAACUCCAUUCGACCUCAUCUCAUUGAGAAGCUGCUGAGUGUGGAUGUGGUGGUGAUUGGCUGUGGUCCACAUCAUGUUGCAGUGCUGAGUCAAGAUGGGGAAAUGUACACAUGGGGCAGAGGUGAUGGAGGGCGCCUUGGGCUGGGCCAUGAGGAAGACUGCUGUUCUCCUGUAAAGGUGACACUACCCGGUGACUGUGUGGUGCGCACUUUGCGUUGUGGAGGGGAUGGCACUGCUGUCAUUACAUCAGAUGGAACACUGUUGACUUGUGGUCGAAACUCAUUCAAUAAACUAGGGCUUGCAGAUUGUAAUCGAGGAUUUUUCUCCUUUAACUUCAAAGUUGAAGUUGAGAAGGCACUAACACUCACCAGAGUAAAGGGAAUUGGUUACAAAGUCGCUGAUGUUUCACUAGGCCCUACUCACACAGCCGUCCUGACUAAGAGUGGUCAUGUUGUUACAUUUGGGCGUAAUGCAGAGGGUCAACUGGGAAGAGGGCACCUGAGAUCAACAUCACCUGGGCCUUUGAUAGUGAAAUCCAUGGCAGAUAAAGUCGCUACUAUGGUGCAGUGUGGCCUGACAUACACUGUAGUUGGGUCUAUUCAGAAUGCUGUGUACUUCUGGGGCACUCGUUAUGGCUCUUUUGGUUGUCAGGAUUCAGUGGGAAACCCAGUGAUGAAUCCAGAUGUGUCUGGUGGCUGGUCUCAUUCAAAGUCAAUGAAAAAAUUCCAGGAUCAACUGCUGUAUGGCUCACAGACUGGGUCACAGUACACCAGUAUCCUCAAUGUGUCAGAUCUGCAGUCCAGCCACAUGACCGAAAUCCUGCUAGAACCACAGGAGAUUUUAGCGUUGUAUGCAUCACCCACUCAAAUUGCAAAAGAAGAGACAGUGUGCUUAGCAGGGCUGUACCCCAUGAGGUACAGUGUGCUAGUACUUGUGGACACUACAGUUCCAUUGGCACGCCUGUACCCACAACCCAGCCAGGUUGAGCAAAGUAAAAGAAAAGAAGCUGAGGAUUUUGGAAGUUCUUCCAGUGAGGGUGACAGUGCAGAGGAGGAACAAGAUUCUGUUCAAGGGACUGACUUCGAUAGCCUUGGACCGGUUCCAGAAUGGAUCAAAGCUGAACUGGCCCAGUCUGAAGCUGUAUGGAUGGGAUUUUCAGUGCCGCAGUCCACUGCAAGGAGAGGGGUGCUGAUGGUGGAAUUCAUGCAACAAGGGACCACAAUAACAUCAGAAGUGUAUUGCAAAAUGCAUGAAAUAACUGCACAGGACCAUUCAAAACAAAAGGCAUGGAAGCUAACAUCUGGUGUAGUGCUCCUUCAUGACGAUGCAUGUCCACAUACAGUUGCUUGCACUCAAGCAGUUCUGGAGCACUUUAUUUAGGAGUUGUUUUACCACCCUUCAUACAGCCCUCUCGCUCUGAUCAACUCCCCACCUGUUUACCUACCUAAAGAACUGGUUGGAAUCACAGCGCUUCAAUAAUGAGAUGAUGGAGUGUCAAAAUAUGGCUGA